This is a messenger RNA of Polyodon spathula (Mississippi paddlefish), 1556 nucleotides long. Its product is annotated as integral membrane protein 2B-like. The coding region runs from base 157 to 936 and encodes 259 amino acids. Gene Ontology annotation, molecular function: amyloid-beta binding. The record is from RefSeq and is a predicted model, not a curated record. NCBI's taxonomy places the organism in Eukaryota, Metazoa, Chordata, Actinopteri, Acipenseriformes, Polyodontidae. The transcript has 6 exons. Gene Ontology annotation, cellular component: extracellular exosome; plasma membrane; Golgi apparatus. Gene Ontology annotation, biological process: negative regulation of amyloid precursor protein biosynthetic process.
GAAGCUUCGCUUUCACAAAAUCAGGCAGUCCGUGUUAUAAACUGCGUCACUGCCAGUUGGAGGAGUAAUCUAGUGAAGGGGUCUAAAGGUUUCUUUGCAAUAUUCAAACAAUUUAGUGUCUUGAUUUUUAUAUUUGUCGAGUCUACAUUUGGCACGAUGGUCAAAGUGUCGUUCAAUUCGGCCCUUGCUCAGAAAGAUGGGAAAAAGGAAGAAGAAAAGAGCGAAACUCUUAUCAUUCCUGAAGACAAGGAUCCUGAAGAUGUGAUUCAUAUCCGCCAUCAGUCAAAAACCUGGUGCUGGUGCAUGUGCCUUGGACUAGCUCUGAUGCUGUCUGGUGUGGUAGUUGGAGGUGCCUAUCUCUACAGAUACUUCAUGUAUCCGAAAGGUGAAGGAAUGUUCUUCUGUGGCGUGAAGUACCGUGAGGAAGAUUAUAUGAUCCCAAAUGCUCCCAACCCAUCUGCUCGUUUGCAUGAGAUUGAAGAAAGAAUCCGUAUUCUUGAGGAGGACCAAGUUGAGCUGAUUAACGUCCCUGUCCCAGAGUUUGCAGAUAGUGACCCGGCUGACAUAGUUCAUGAUUUUCACAGAAGGCUUACAGCGUACCUGGAUCUCAGUCUUAACAGAUGCUAUGUGAUUUCCCUGAACACUUCUAUUGUCAUGCCACCAAGAGACUUCCUGGAGCUGCUGAUUAACAUCAAGGCUGGAACCUACCUGCCCCAAUCGUAUCUGAUCCACGAGCAGAUGAUUGUCACUGACCGCAUUGAAAAUGUCGAUCAGCUGGGCUAUUUCAUUUAUAACCUCUGCCGUGGCAAGGAGACCUAUAGACUUCAGCGCAGAGAUGUUAUUAGAGGCAUUCAGAAGCGUGAGGCUUUGAACUGCCACACAAUUCGUCACUUUGAGAACAGGUUUGCUGUCGAAACUGUCAUCUGUGAGAAGUAGUGCACAGAACUACUGAAGUGACAGCUUGCUGUUGAAAAACCACACUUUUUUUUUUUAACUUUUGUGUGCAGUGAUUGGGUUUUUAAUCCUGUUUUUUCAGUUUUGUUGCUUUUUAUUUUUUAAUGAACUGGUAAUGUAAACAGGGUUGUGUUGUAAAACUUCCCUUACUCAUCUCGUAGAUAAUAUUAGCACCAACUAGCUAUUGAGAAGUUAUUUUGUCAAGUGUUAUGUUUUUAAUUAUUUUUAAUAAUAAAAAAUAAAAAAAUAGCGGCAAUAUUAAAAACAAUGGUAUUUACAUCUUAUCUAUUUUUGGGAAGUUUCAUUUUCAGGGUUUAACUGCUUGUUUGAUUAAUGUAACUUUAAAUGGAAGCCAAGUGAAUUAGAAUGGACUGGGCAAUAUUAAGCUAUCUGUAUUUUAAAAAUGCAAAGUAAUCGAAAAAAAAGUGCAAUUCACAUCAAUCUCACCUUUUUUUUAAGGUUUUAUGUUUUACUUAUUUGCUGUAACCAAUAAGAUACCACGAAGCAUUUGGAAAAUAUAUAGGUUACGUAUAGUACUAAUUUGUAUAUAAUCUUCCUUCUGUGUAAAAGGUAACUUAUACCACAAUAAAUCUUGGACACAA